GGGUUUGGCUUACGUGGAGGCCUGGUCUGGGCGGGCCCGGCCAUGGAGCAUCAGGUCCAGCGGCUUCGGCAGGCGUUCCGGUCCGGCCGAUCGCGGCCGCUGCGUUUCCGACUGCAGCAGCUCGAGGCCCUGCGGAGGAUGGUGCAGGAGCGCGAGAAGGACAUCUUGGCUGCCAUCGCGGCGGACCUGAGCAAGAGUGAACUCAACGCAUACAGUCAUGAAGUCAUUACCAUCCUUGGGGAGAUUGAGUUUAUGCUGGCAAAUCUUUCUGAACUGGCUUCUGCUAAGCCAGCUAAGAAGAACCUGCUUACCAUGCUGGAUGAGGCCUAUGUUCAGCCAGAGCCCCUGGGGGUCGUACUGAUUAUCGGAGCUUGGAACUACCCUUUUGUUCUUAUCAUGCAGCCACUGGUGGGAGCCAUUGCUGCAGGAAAUGCUGUGAUUGUUAAGCCUUCAGAACUAAGUGAAAACACAGCCAAGAUCUUGGCUAAACUCCUCCCGCAAUACUUAGACCAGGACCUGUAUGCGGUAGUUAAUGGCGGCGUUGCCGAGACCACAGAGCUCCUGAAGCAGCGCUUUGAUCACAUUCUCUACACAGGAAACACUGCGGUUGGAAAAAUUGUCAUGGAAGCUGCUGCCAAACACCUGACCCCUGUGACCCUGGAACUGGGGGGGAAAAGCCCGUGUUACAUUGACCGAGACUGUGACCUGGACGUCGCUUGCCGACGCAUAACCUGGGGAAAGUACAUGAAUUGUGGUCAGACCUGUAUUGCUCCAGACUACAUCCUCUGCGAAGCCUCCCUCCAGGAUCAGAUAGUGCAGAAGGUUAAGGAAACGGUGAAGGACUUUUAUGGGGAAAAUAUAAAAGAGUCUCCUGAUUAUGAAAGGAUCAUCAAUCUUCGUCACUUUAAGAGGUUACAAAGUUUGCUUGAAGGACAGAAAAUAGCUUUUGGCGGGGAGACUGAUGAGGCCACACGCUACAUAGCCCCAACCAUACUUACUGAUGUUGAUCCUAAUUCCAAGGUGAUGCAAGAAGAAAUUUUUGGACCAAUUCUUCCAAUAGUGUCUGUGAAAAAUGUAGAUGAAGCCAUUAAUUUCAUUAAUGAUCGUGAAAAGCCCCUGGCACUCUACGUAUUUUCUCAUAACAAUAAGCUCAUCAAACGGGUGAUUGAUGAGACAUCCAGUGGCGGAGUCACGGGCAAUGAUGUCAUCAUGCACUUCACUGUCAAUUCUUUGCCCUUUGGAGGUGUGGGCGCCAGUGGAAUGGGGGCUUAUCAUGGAAAAUACAGUUUUGAUACCUUUUCUCAUCAGCGCCCCUGUUUAUUAAAGGGGCUAAAGGGAGAAAGUGUUAACAAGCUCAGGUAUCCUCCCAACAGCCAGUCCAAGCUCGGUUGGGCAAAGUUCUUCCUGCUGAAACAGCUCGGCAGAAGAGAGGUACUGCUGCUGCUGUUCUCAGUCCUGGCCGUGGCUGCAGCUAUAUUAGUCAAGAAAUACCAAGGUCUGCCGAGGGGGAUUGCCCUGUUUUCUUCUCUGAUAGUUCACAGACUGCGCUGGUCCAGUAAACACUGAUAAUCAGAUCUCAGCUGUCUGUUGAGAGUGAGGAGUAUCUGUAAUGACUUCUUCGUAGCCUCUACUGAACUGUUCAUCUACUAAAUGGUUAACAAACCAGCACCUUUAAAAUCAUACCCAAGCCAGGAAAUUACAAGCAUACUGCAAUCAAGCCUAAGUUGUUACCACUUCCCACUAACGAAACUCACUGUUUGAGCCCGAUUCCAGCUAUGGUCAGCAGUGAAGGGCUGAAGGACUGUGCUGGGGUGAGAACAUGGCACUCUGAGUCCCAGCUCCCUGGGGAUGCGUCACGGAGACUCGGGGGCUGUUCCGUCCCUUCUCUGCUCCAGCUCACAGCACUUCCCACUCCUGCAGCUGCUGCUACCAGGUGUCAGUAAAGCUCUCAAGUGUCAGCACGGCCCAGGCUUACCAGCUGGCUGAACAGGUGAGGUCAGGUCUUCCCAGCUCCCGUUAGGGGUUAAGGCACUAAAACUGGGGAGUGGAUAUGUCCACCUCUCCAUUGUGACAAGACUCUGACCUUCAGGAAUCGGCUCUCCAUUUAAACAUCCUUUCUUGUUUGUUGCACAUUACCUGUGUGUUCGUGACAGUCUGUUGUGACUGCUGUCCACAGUGCCUUUUUGACGACUUAAACUACACCGAGCCUCUUGCCAAGAAGCAAUGCUUUCUUUGUGAAUACCAUUGAAAGCAUCUUGUAGUCACAGCUGUUCCAGAGGCUGAGGCUAGAAGAUCCCUGAGUCCAGGAGUUUGAGGCUAGCCUAGGCUACAUAGUGAGGACCUCCCCAUUCUCCAUAAAGACCCCUUGAGAUCCUAGAGUUGAAUGUCACAAAGAUCUGUGAGGAUAAAUCUUUUCUUGUUUUCCUAACACAAUGCAAGGAAAUUUCACAUUUUAAAUUAUAGAGAGAUCCCUUUCUGAAUAAAUUUAGCCUACAGAUCUUAAAUCGUAGGCUCCUGUCAUGAAAAGGGAGGUGUUAGGAUCUGAGGCUUCAGAACUCAUGGGGCAGAGACUGUGGGAGAGCGCUGUGAGCUGGUGGAACAUACCUAAAGGGAUGGGGUGGUAAGAGGAGCUCCUGCGCACGUGGGCCUUAUUCUCACUCAGAUCCCAAUGCCGCCGCCGAGCAGGGAAGUGGCAGAGGAGAUCUGUAUGGAGCUCAGCUCCCUGCUGCAGGGCCUGGCUGUGCCUGGAGCUCCAUGCAGCUGAACCCCACUGCUUUCCUGGGAUUCAGAUUGAAACUUGACCUACUCGGUGAGAAUGUAGCUUGCCUGAUUGAAUGUAUAGCCAUCUUUGCUGAAUAACCUGUUCCUUUGUUGAGGCUGUCUGAAGGCUGUUGUCUCUACUAAAGUAUGAGGCAUCAAGAACAAAUCAUUGGCCUAUUUAGUAAAUAGUUGCUUAAGGUGCAGUUGUCAUAAACUAAUCAUCAAAUGUUUUGCACAAAAUUUCAAUGUAGAAGUUGCACUUAUUAUAAUAUUAAAUUAUAAAUCAUAAUUUCUGUUUGGCUAGAAUACUUACACAUUAUACUGAUCUUCAAAAUAAAUAUAUUUUACAAAUUA
This is a messenger RNA of Onychomys torridus (southern grasshopper mouse), 3114 nucleotides long. RefSeq names its product aldehyde dehydrogenase 3 family member A2 (gene Aldh3a2). Gene Ontology annotation, cellular component: cytoplasm. NCBI's taxonomy places the organism in Eukaryota, Metazoa, Chordata, Mammalia, Rodentia, Cricetidae. Gene Ontology annotation, biological process: aldehyde metabolic process. Gene Ontology annotation, molecular function: aldehyde dehydrogenase (NAD+) activity. The record is from RefSeq and is a predicted model, not a curated record. Bases 43 to 1566 code for a protein of 507 amino acids. The transcript is spliced from 12 exons.